Molecule: messenger RNA, 2275 nt
Organism: Galleria mellonella (greater wax moth)
Lineage: Eukaryota; Metazoa; Arthropoda; Insecta; Lepidoptera; Pyralidae
Product: juvenile hormone esterase-like
Exons: 4
Coding region: 439-2025 (528 amino acids)
Source: RefSeq, a predicted model, not a curated record
UUCUAGCCCUAUAAUACUGAAAUCUUAUUAUAUAAUACUGCUAGGGCUUGAACAUUUUUUUUUCCCAAAAAUCUUAUCUAAAUCAACUUCCAUUCGGAUUCGGUGAGCUGGUGUACCAUGAUCACAUCGGGUGUGUAUGCGGCCAAAUUUAAAAAAAUUAAUACUUUUAUCAAUGCCGGAAUUUGUGUGUAUAAUCUGUAAUCAAUCUAUAAUCCACUAUCGAAAAUUAUAGUAUAAUUCAAUAUUUUGUUCGCGCAAUACAAAAUGUUUGAUUAAAGUAUUAGUGGAUAAAAUUUGGCAUACUUGCACAGGUGUCUCAAUUUGUUUGGCACAGUACAGUGAAAUAAUAUUUGACGUACCAGUGGUUUAUGUGAAAUAAGAAGGCCGCAAAUACAGUACAGAUCAACCAAUAGCAAUACUAAAGGAACAUCUAUCAAAAUGCCGCUUGUAACUAUUGAGCAAGGUGCAUUGCAAGGCAUGGUAUGUGAUCAUGACGGAAGAACUUAUGUUGCUUUCAAUGGUAUACCUUACGCGAAACCACCAAUUGGAAAAUUGAGAUUCAAAGCACCAGAACCUCCGGAGCCAUGGGAAGGAGUUCGUGACGCAACACAGCAUGGCCCCACCUGUCCCCAGUACAAUGAACGCAUGAACCGCAUCCAAACCGGCACAGAAGACUGUCUUUAUUUAAACGUUUAUAUAAAAACGCUUACACCUAAACGGCCCCUUCCCGUCAUGGUAUGGAUUCACGGCGGAGGCUUUUACACCGGCUCUGGAGACUCGGACUUCUACGGGCCUGAAUUUUUCAUGAUGCACGAUAUUAUUCUAGUCACUUUUAAUUAUAGAUUAGAAGUUUUGGGAUUUUUAUGUCUAAACAAUGAAGAAGUUCCAGGUAACGCUGGUUUGAAAGAUCAAGUGGCUGCAUUGAAGUGGGUAAACAAAAAUAUAGCAGCCUUCGGAGGCGACCCUAAUAAUGUUACCAUAUUUGGUUGCAGUGCAGGCUCGGGUUCGUGUUCCUUACAUUUAAUAUCAAAGAUGAGUAAAGGAUUAUACCACAAAGCCAUACUACAAAGCGGUGUUUGCCUUAGUGAAUGGUGUUAUAACAUUUAUCCAACAGAAAGAGCAUUUCAACUCGGGAAACUAUUGGGGAAAGAAACGGAGGAUACUACAGAAUUAUUAGAGUUUUUUAGAAACUUACCAACUUCAUCUCUAGUUAAAAUUGAAUUACCAAUCUUGGAAACAAAAGUUUACGAUUUAGCUGACAAUAUUUUCUUCGGGCCAGUAAUAGAAAAAUCAGAUCUAAAUGUAGAUAAUUUUUUAACUGAACAUCCUUUGGAUUUAGUCAGAAAAGGUGAAAUAGCAGACGUACCUAUUAUACUAGGCUACACAUCCGGCGAGGGGAUCGAAAUAGCCCGGCAACUACCAAAAUUAAUUCCUUUUCUGAAUACGACUGGCGCUGUUGUGCCGAGAGAAUUGAAAUUAAAAUGGCCGAUACAUAAUCUUAUAGAAACUGAUAAAAAAAUUCGCAACCACUACUUUGAAGGAAAAGAUAUAACAGAAAAAUCAUUACAAGAAGUAGUAAAUCUUGAAUCUGACAAACUUUUUAUUUAUAACAUAGUUAGAUUCGCCCGAUACCAUAGCUAUUAUAAUUCAAGCCCUGUAUAUUUAUAUAAGUUUGUUGCAGAAACAGAGAGAAAUUACGCUAAAAAGAAUUAUAAUAUGGAAUCAAUAGAUGGAGUUUGUCACGCAGACGAACUGCCUUACUUGUUUAAUGUUACUUGCCUUGAUAUCCCACUGUCUGAGGAAUCAGUACAUAUAAUAAAGGACUUCGUCAAUUUAUGGACUAAUUUUGCAAUUACAGGUAACCCAACACCAUCUAAUAACAGUAUACAAUGGAAAAACUUCACGGAUAGAGAACGCAACUGUUAUCUUAUUGGAAAAAGCCUUACAUGUGUACAAAACGAUAAUGAACAAAAUAAUAAAUUUUGGGAAGCAAUCUACGAGGAAGCUGAACUUGACAUAAACUGAUAAAAUCAUCACUGAAUGUGAUAAUUUUAUUAGUACAUGGUUGUUGUAUUUUUGUGCCUAUUUACUCUUAAUAAUCAGUCAUAAAAAUGCUUAUGAACUGAAAAAGUUAAUAAUAAUGUAUAAUAUAACACUGCUGUAAUCCAGUGAUUUACAAAACAUCACAAAUUUUGUAUAGAAUAAUAAAUGCGAGUAGGAGCUCGUUUAGUCAAUUUUAAUUUAUAUCUAAAAUAAAAUGGAAGUACUUAAGUAA